CCAUAAACACACAUUCCUCUGCAGUCUCUGUGAGGGGCAGGCUCAGAGUGUGCUGGAAGCCUGGUGCUGUUCUUUAGUGAGCCUCGCUCCAGUCGUUUAGUCACACAGGGAAACCAGAGUAGAGACGGAGGAGGAAGAGCAAAGCAGUCACACAAGAGGAGGUCUGACGACACUAUCCGUAUGCACUGACCCUUGUAUUUAACACAUGUAGACAUUGACACAGUGCAUUGAUACACUGCAUUGAUACAGUGUAAAAAGGACCAUCUAUAUAAACACACAAGCUGUCACGGCGCAACACGUGUAUGCGGCGAGCCCUGGACGACUGGACUUCUGGCUGACUUCUGACCGGACACAUAGCGCUCCAGCAGCCCAUUACAAGAGUGUGUGUGUAAGUGUGUGUGUACGUGUGUGUGAGCACACCGGAGAUGCCCUCCAGACCUUCUCACAGUAGGAGGUCCAGCACGGGGAUGGAUGACACGUGUUCUACAUCGACUGGGAUCCGUACAGCCUUCUGAUCCACUAAAAGAACUACUGGCCCAAGACCGACCGCUGAACAGACGAAAAGUCAUCCAGCACCCAAGGAUAAAAGGACUUUACUUUUUUAACCUUUCCUCCAGGCUGGAAUGAUGUUGUGGAACAAGUUUGCCUGCCACUUGCUUUCGUUGGCAGCCCUACUGGUGGCAGUGGGCUGCAAUGGGGGGGAGCAUAGAAAAGGGACAGAUGGCAGUGCCAGCGGCGCAGGACAGGGCAGCACAGGUGGCAGCACGGGUAGCAGCAGCAGCAGCAGCGGUAGUAGUAGUGAAAGUAGUAGCAGCAGUAACCGGAGGUACCACAGAGUCCAGCAUGGGCAGUGCACCUACACCUUUAUCCUACCUGAGGGCGACAGCAGCGGAGGGAAUUCGUGCCGACAAGGGAAAGCAGCGACACAGUUUAACAGCGCCAAUGCGCUGCAGAGAGACGCUCCACCCCUGGAACAGGACUUCGCUUCCCAGAAGAUCCAACACCUGGAGCACGUCAUGGAGAACUACACUCAGUGGCUGCAGAAGAUUGAAAACGACAUAAAGGAGAGCAUGAAGACAGAGAUGGCCCAGUUGCAGCAGAGUGCCGUUCACAACCACACGGCCGCCAUGUUGGAGAUGGGCACCAACCUCUUGUCCCAGACGGCCGAGCAGACCCGCAAGCUAACGGAUGUGGAGACGCAGGUUCUGAACCAAACCUCCAGACUAGAGAUUCAACUGCUUGAGAACUCCCUGUCCACCAACAAGCUGGAGAAGCAGCUCAUGGUGCAGACCAACGAGAUCAGAAAGCUCCACGACAAGAACGGGUUCAUGGAGCAGAAGAUGCAGGAGAUGGAGUCUCGUCACCGGGAGGAGCUGGGGACGCUGCGGGAGGAGAAGGGAAGCCUGCAGGCUCUGGUGGGGAAACAGAGUGGGGUGAUCCGUGAGCUGGAGACCCAGCUGACCAGGGCCACAGGCAACAGCACCGCCAUGCAGAGGCAGCAGCAGGAAAUGAUGGACACAGUGCACAACCUCAUCAGCCUCUGCAACAAGGACGGAGUCCCAAACAGCACGAAGCGGGUGGACGAAGAGAAGAAGUUUCGGGACUGUGCCGAUCUGUACCAGGCUGGUUUCUACAAGAAUGGGGUCUACACCAUACAUAUUAAUGCCCAGGAGACCAAAAAGGUGCAUUGUAACAUGGAGACCGCUGGUGGCGGAUGGACGACCAUCCAGCGAAGAGAGGACGGCGGCCUGGACUUCCAGAAAACGUGGAAGGAGUACAAGACGGGCUUUGGGACGGUUUCUGCAGAGCACUGGCUGGGGAAUGAGUUUGUAUACCUGCUGACCAGCCAGAGGCAGUAUGCCCUCCGUGUGGAGCUCACCGACUGGGACGGACACCAGGCCUUCUCCCUGUACGACCGCUUUCACAUCGAUAGUGAGAAACGCAACUACAGACUGUUCCUGAAGAGUCACAGUGGGACAGCAGGCAGGCAGAGCAGUCUGGUGAUCCACGGGGCAGACUUCAGCACCAAAGACAUGGACAACGACAACUGCAUCUGCAAGUGUGCCCUCAUGCUCACAGGGGGUUGGUGGUUCGACGCCUGCGGCCCGUCCAACCUCAACGGAAUGUACUUCACCAAAGGGCAACACGUCGGGAAGCUAAAUGGCAUCAAGUGGCACUACUUUAAGGGUCCCAGCUACUCGCUACGAGCAACAACCAUGAUGAUUCGUCCGCUGGACUUCUCAUAGACACCGAGUGCGUCCAGAAUGGCACCCUAUUCCCCAUAUUGUGCAAUACUUUAAAUGAGUGCACUACAUAGGGAAUAGGAUGCCAUUUCAGACGCGACGUUAGAGUUUUUCCCCUACACUCUCUGUAAGGCCAAUGGGACAACUGUAUUAGGAGGAACGCUUCCUGCUUCACCCUGUUACUAUCGUCUCACCAUAACGACUUUGGAGUUUGUCCGGAUGGGAACUCUACACCACCUGGCUCUUGCUUGGUUAAUGUUACUUCAGAGUCAGCCUGGAAGUGUGGUUGGAGGGAAGAGGGCUUGUGGAACGAGAGAGGGGUCUCGUCUUAUCAUAGAGCUACACUGUGAGUGAUGAACUCCUUGCGAAGUCGGAGGACAAACUGCUUCGCUCUUUUUUAAAUAUUUGACGCAUGAACUCAAGUAGAGUUCAACUCUCACCCCAGGCCUGUGGACUCUCACCCCAGGCCUGUGGACUCUCACCCCAGGCCUGUGGACUCUCACCCCAGGCCUGUGGACUAUUGGGGUAGACUUCUCUCCUUUUUGGGAACUGACUGCAACAUUGCAACUUCGUCUGCAUAUGAAGACUAUAUGACAGACCACACGACUACCCAUAGACUGCAUGACAGGCUGCCUUCAGACUACAUGACUCCCUAUGCGCAUCUGGAAUGUUCUCACAACCAUAUGGGAGAAAAAGGCAUUUUUAUAGAGGUGUUGCACCAAGACAUUGGGACAUUGAACAAUGUUUUAUAUUUCAUGCUUUUUAUUCCUAUAUAGCCUAAUAAAUUUGGCAUGACGUGAUGUUGUUUUUACAUAAGUCACUCUGGAUCGUUUCUGGAGAGGAAAAGUCACAAGGUUCACCAUCAGUAUAAAAUGUUUUGGUCUUAUAUGUACUGCAGACUCCAAAGGCAGUUCUGAGAACAAGCCUGGCUCAGUCAAUGGUUUUGCUGCCACUUAUACAGUUGUUGUCCUGCCAGAGUGCGCUGAUUAUUUUCAAAGUUCAAAAUGCCACGUUAUUAUUGGAUUUGGCAACUGACAGAGAUUUAUCUGCAGUUGGUAUUGGCUGACAACCAAUGGCUGCCAAGGUUAAAAAUGUGGUGAUCUUCUUUCCUCAUUUAAAUAUUAAAAAUAAUAUACUGUAACGAAUACAUAUAUAUAUAUAUGUAUAUGAACUACUACAUCUACCCCCCGAAAGCGUUAAAGAAAUGGAUGGUGUUAUUAUACAUUUUCUGAGAGUUUUGGAACCCUUUGAACAUCAGAUGGUGAUUUUUCAUUUGAAAACACUGUACAGUAUAUAGUAUUUGGGUACAGCAAAGUGUAGAUGAUUUGAACAAUUCCGAACCACAUUUAAAAAAAAAAAACUACCUAGCCAUUGUGUGCGCUUGGAUCAUAGCUUCAUAAAUGUUCCUUUCAAAUGGUACUCCUCAGUUUGCUUUGCUUUUGCAAUGGUGUUUUACAAAAAAAAGAGGUUAUGUUAUGAGGUUAUGUUAUGAAUAAUCACCUUUUUUAUGACCGGAGGUGGCUACAGGGUCUUGACAGAAAUGUGGUCUGUCCAUAUUUUGAAACUCUAACCACUGACCAAAAGAUAAGUCCCAUUUUAUUGGAAACACCCCCACAACGUCCCUCGAAUGUGUCUUUGCUUAGACAUACAACCGCACUGAACCCCAGAUCCAGACAGGUUUUUCUCUUUCAUCAUUGCAGCUUAGAAACUGUUGUUUUGGCUGAGGCAUAAAAUGGAGGAUUCCUUUAAGUGUACUGUGUGUACUUGUAUUGCAUUACUACCAGCAUGAAACAACAAGAACGAAUGCACGGUUUAAUAUACAAUGUUACUGAAGGUGGGCUACAUGUUGAGGAAAGACACAUGGAACUUGUAAAACUAUGAAAUUACAUGUUUAUUAACAUACUAAAAGUGUAUAAUUUAAGUGUAUAUGUAAAAUAACUUUCCUGAGGAAAGCCACUCCAUUUUGUUUUUAUUCCUCCAGAACCACAGUGGUGUUCUGAAGUUGAGCUUAAACCAUAGAAGUAAUAUUAACAAGAGUUGAGAAACGUGCCUUAAAUGACUCUGCUUUUACCUCGUUAAACUAUAGAUUUGACUUUCUUUUUUGUAACAAGUGGUCGAAAUGUCAAGUUGUUAAACUAAAUAAAAAGCAUGUGAUGCACUAAUGUUUUCAA
Messenger RNA from Oncorhynchus gorbuscha (pink salmon), 4414 nucleotides. RefSeq names its product angiopoietin-1-like. Lineage: Eukaryota; Metazoa; Chordata; Actinopteri; Salmoniformes; Salmonidae. The coding region runs from base 624 to 2246 and encodes 540 amino acids. The record is from RefSeq and is a predicted model, not a curated record. The transcript has 9 exons. Gene Ontology annotation, biological process: Tie signaling pathway; angiogenesis. Gene Ontology annotation, molecular function: receptor tyrosine kinase binding.